AACCACGCAGUAGGUUGGUCGGUUGGCUGUGGUGGGCAGGCAGGCGGGCGGGUGGGCUGACCAGGCCAACGGCCGGAGGAGGGAGGGAGCCCUGGGACUGGAGCUGCCUGUCUCCUUUCAUGCCAGCGCCGAAGAAGGGAGGCUGUUUGGACACACCGAUUACUCACCAGCCUCCCCCUUUUGUCUGCCAGCCCAGCCCGACUCCUCUAGGCUGUGAUUAGCUCCAUCCAGUCUGGGAAGCGAGCUGGACAGCUGAGCCAGGCGGAGCCCAGAGCACCCAGCAGACCCAUGCCGAGGCUGCAGCCCUCCCCCGGGCUGGGGGCCCACCGGCCUGGCCUCCUGCCAGUGCUCCUGGCUCUCCUUGGCAUGACCUGGGUGGAGGUGCACCCGCUUCAGCUACAGGAGAAGCAGGUUCCAAUGCCUGGAGCCCUGAGCAAGAAGGAGAGCUUCCAGCUCCUCUCUCUGCACAACCGUCUGCGCAGCCGGGUCCACCCCCCUGCAGCCAACAUGCAGAGACUGGACUGGAGCGAGAGCCUGGCCCGACAGGCCCAGACCAGGGCGGCCCUCUGUGGCGCCCCAGCCCCGAGCCCGGCCUCUGUCCCCCGGGCCGCCCCGCAAGUGGGCUGGAAUGUGCAGCUGCUGCCGGUGGGCUCGGGGUCCUUCAUCCACGUGGUGGGCCUGUGGUUCUCAGAGGGGCAGCAAUACAGCCACGCAGCGGCCGAGUGUGCCCCCAAUGCCACCUGCACUCACUACACUCAGCUCGUGUGGGCCACCUCAAGCCAGCUGGGCUGUGGGCGGCAUCCCUGCUCUGGGGCCAAGGGUGAGAUGGAAGCCUUUGUCUGUGCCUACUCUCCUGGAGGCAACUGGGAGGUCAACGGGAAGACCAUCGUUCCCUACAAGAAGGGCGCCUGGUGUUCACUCUGCACAGCCAGUGUCUCCGGCUGCUUCAAAGCCUGGGACCACGCAGGGGGGCUCUGCGAGGUCCCCAGAAACCCAUGUCGCGUGAGCUGCCGGAACCAUGGACAUCUCAACGCCAGCACCUGCCACUGCCACUGUCCCCCGGGCUACACGGGCAGGUACUGCCAAGUGCGGUGCAGCGUGCAGUGUGUGCGCGGCCGGUUCCGGGAAGAGGAGUGUUCCUGCGUCUGCGACGUCGGCUAUGGGGGAGCCCAGUGUGCCACCAAGGUGCACUUUCCCUUCCACACCUGUGACCUGAGGAUCGACGGAGAUUGCUUCAUGGUGUCCUCAGAGGCAGACACCUAUUACGGAGCCAAGAUGAAAUGCCAGGGAAAGGGCGGGGUGCUAGCCCAGAUCGAGAGCCAGAAAGUGCAGGACAUCCUUGCCUUCUACCUGGGCCGCCUGGAGACCACCAACGAGGUGACCGACAGUGACUUUGAGACCAGGAACUUCUGGAUCGGGCUCACCUAUAAGACCGCUAAGGACUCCUUCCGCUGGACCACUGGGGAGCACCAGUCCUUCACCAGUUUCGCCUUCGGGCAGCCUGACAACCAGGGGUUUGGCAACUGCGUAGAGCUGCAGGCGUCGGCCGCCUUCAACUGGAACGACCAACGCUGUAAAACCCGAAAUCGUUACAUCUGCCAGUUUGCUCAGGAACACAUUUCCCGGUGGGACCCGGGGCCCUGAGGCUCAGCCCUGCCUCUCCCCUGCCAGCACCUGGAUGCACAGCCCUGCUUGCCUGUCUGCCCACCUGUCUAGAACAAGGGCCGGGCUCGGACUGCAGGCCCAACAGCCAGAGAGGCCUCAGACCUUGUAGGAAGUGGGGCAGGGUGUACAAGUGAGGCCGAUGGAGAGCCUGGUAUGGGGCCCCCCAGCCUGCUUUUGAUUGGGACGAUGGGUCUUAAUUAGGCACUGAAACAGGAGUCUGGGCCAGCAGUCUGAAGAGACCACUCCCCUCCAUCUGGGCUGGACCCUCUGGGGCAGAUAGCGGUUCCUCACUGCCCAGGAUGCACCCCACAAAAGAUUAAACUAAGUUAUGGGUCUGC
Messenger RNA from Hippopotamus amphibius kiboko, 2003 nucleotides. Its product is annotated as C-type lectin domain family 18 member A-like. Gene Ontology annotation, molecular function: polysaccharide binding. The coding region runs from base 289 to 1644 and encodes 451 amino acids. Lineage: Eukaryota; Metazoa; Chordata; Mammalia; Artiodactyla; Hippopotamidae. The transcript is spliced from 12 exons. The record is from RefSeq and is a predicted model, not a curated record.